Messenger RNA from Daldinia caldariorum, 5607 nucleotides. RefSeq lists its product as uncharacterized. The record is from RefSeq and is a predicted model, not a curated record. The transcript has 2 exons. NCBI's taxonomy places the organism in Eukaryota, Fungi, Ascomycota, Sordariomycetes, Xylariales, Hypoxylaceae. Bases 264 to 4943 code for a protein of 1559 amino acids.
CAGGAUUGUCGUUCCUGAGGAAAGCUUCCCAAAGUCUAUCUUUUUUUUCUCUUUUUGUUCCAAACGCGCCGGGAAAAUUCAUUUCAAGUUUUGCUUACUUCCCCGUGUUUUGCUUACAACACAAAGCCGAUUUCAGAUUUAUAGUCGCGGCUUAGUACCGAUCAGAUCUAAUAACACUUUAGUCAAUAAUUUUAUAUUCUCAUGCGGUCUUUAAUAUAGUCGAUUCAGGCUAGGGCCUUGAGCCUGCGGGUCGCUCAGUCAAGAUGUUCGGCUCGUCGCGAAGGCAUCGACCGCCAAACCCUCCUCUGAAUCCCAGAACCGCGGAUCCAGAUGCAACUUCGGCCGCCGCAUCCGCCUUCAUGUCUGCCUCAAAUCAUAAACCCAGCAGGUCGCUCUCGUCGGCUGCUGCCGCCGCAGCGCUUCGAGCACGUCCUCAUACACCUACAAACGUAGGUGAAGUUCAAACAAAGCGGACAGUACGUCGUAGCGUCUCGAUAUCAUCAGCAGGAAGUUCUGCCGUGCCUGCUACAAGCUCGCGCCCAACGCAGCUUAAAAGAACUAGCAGCUCAAGCAGUAUGGUAGAUCGUACAUUUCGAAGUCCUUCACCUCAUCGAGCUGGCUCGAUUCAACCGACCAACGACCGCCCACCAGUGCCCCAGAUUCCCGCAGAUCAUAACAAGCCAUCACGCCAAGCAUCCACAGGUGUGGGAAUGCAGACUUUUCGGACCGCAUCGCAAAAGAUAAAACCAGGUCAAUCUUCGUGGUAUACGGCACCAUCGGGUGACCCAAGUAACGUAAGGACGUCUGACCUUCCCAUGAACACAUCCAAACCCCCACCAUUAAAGCCUCAGGAUACCCCUACUACGUCGCAGAGGCCAGACAGCAGAAGCUCUUCGGUAAAUUUUUCAUAUCCUACUGUUUUCCGCGCCCAGUCACCGCCUGCGUCUCCUACUUAUACCCAGGCACCGCAGUUUACCGGUCCAGCGCCCCGCAGGCCUGCUUCGCCACCUAGGUCGAAUAGAGCUUCUAUUUCUUCGAUUACAAGCAGGAAGUCCGACUUACCGAUGGUAUAUGAUCCAAAUUCUAGGAGAAUGGUCCCAAGACCUGCGGUGGACAAUGACUACUACGUUAAGGAAACGACAGAGAAGCAGUCAAGGAAGAAGAAGUACAGCGGGGCCCAAAAAGAAGGUAAUUACGUGGAGAAGGCGACGGGCUUGGGGGCUGGAGGAGUCAUUAUUGACGCAGGCACAAGCGAACGAGAUCCGCCAGAAGUCCAGAACAUCGAUGCGCUGCCGGGAGGUGGGGGCUUGCGGCCGUUAGAAGGCCCUGAAAUUAAUGCCACUACCACAGCAUCAGACCAGCGAGUACAAGAUCCAGAGGAGCUCGACAACAAUUAUCAACCGUCGCCAAUACAAGACGCACACGUAUCGACGAUUCAAGGUCCGUCUGUCCAGCCAAUUUCUGAUAACCUACGUCGGGACUCGCCGCAUUUAGAGACGAAACCAGGUGUUGUUGCAGAUGAGCCUGAGGACGUCUCUGACGAAGAUGACGCUAUCGCUCACCCUUCUCGAAAGGCGUUGGAGGCGCUAGAUGCAGUACCAACGAGACAGUUCAUAUUUGAGCAGCCUCAAGAUCUAUCAUCUUCCAGUAAAUCCGCUCGGGUCGCUGUUCAACAAGAUCAAACCGACAGAUAUCUAGAACAAGCCCAUCCCGAACCCGACCAUGUGUUGGAAAAUAAGUCUUUAUCUGGAAGGAAUAAACCGGCUGUGGAGGUUUCUGGUAAAGAAAGUUAUGUGCGACGAUCGACUUCGAACAGUCCAGCUCGACAAACUCGUUUUUCAGCAGCCCCGUCAAGUAAUCUAGCAGUACGGCACACACCUUUGCCAAGAUCGGCAUCUCCUAUUAAAUCGGCUCUUAAACGUACCAGUUCGACGUCCAGAGAAGUGUCUCCAUCGGAAAAGGGCUCGGAUGCGUCAAGAUCCCGCGGCGUUUCUCCGCCACAGGACGAGAGUACGGCGCCCCGUAAAAAGUCGGUCCGCGUUAGUUUUGAUGAUCGAACCAUGGCUACGGUUGUGGGUGAAUCUGCAGGAGAUAUAGACGAUUCAGGCUCGGCAAAUUCGGUGCAGGCAAAGCGGCCUUGGUACAGCAACAUCGGGCGAAGUAAAAGGAGAGAAUUCGCGCUCGAUGAUGAUGAAAUUAUGAAGCCCAGGCCUGCUUUACCAAGCUUCGGAAGUGUUAGAGAGAAAAAGCCAAGGGAACUUGAAGAGCGACCGCUUGUACGCCCUCACGAACUAACCCAAGCACCCGGAUUGCGCCCGUCCGGCCAACAUACUUCUAGCAAUUCCAGAACUUCAACAGAGAUGCCAUUAGGGCAGUCAAGUGGCCAGGCUAUUAGUUCCGACUUAGGCCGUGAACAAAUUCCGCGCAAUGCACCGAAUAUAUCAAGGUUUAGAGAACCAUUGCCACCCGUUGUGACUUCGGUAGAGGGAAGCGGUUAUAUCUCAGAUAGCGUCGAGGGCACCGAUUCCGAUGAUGAUCUCCUCAACAGUAUCGGAGGAGCAAGUGAUACGGAAGAUUUUCCCAACACACAGAUCACGCAACCAGAUACUCCGGAUAACUCCCAAAACGACUCGACCAUUCUCGAGAAAAGACAUACUAACUCAGAGGUAAAUGUGCCGAACGCAAUUCACGUCCCACCGCACGAUAUUCCCGAAAUUGCUAUCACACAGCCUAGCCCAAGAGUUCCAGAGCAAGGUACAUCAGCUGCAAGCGUAUCAGAAGAACCCUUUUUCGACGUCCCGGGCAGAUUUCCAGAUGAUGGAUCAGAAAAGCUGUCUGAGGUUCAGACUACGCCGGAAGACAAUAACAGCAAAGCCAAUGGCGAUAUCUCCCUUUCCUCUCCCAUCUUCGAGCCGAAGGCAACAGUACACCCUGUCCAACCCGAAACACUCCCUCAAACUACGCUCGCGACGACAGCUCCAUUAGACUCAACGGAUAACGGCUCCACGGACGACUCAGAUGAAAGUAUAUACAGUGAUGCAUAUGAAGAUCCUUGGGAGGCUGGGGGAGAUGGUUUCUUAUCUCUGAAUGCUGUCGUGGAGAAGCCUAUUGAAAAACUUGUACCGCCAGAGUUGCCUGAUAAUGCUUCCCAAAAGCCUUAUGAAAACUACCAGCCUCAGCGGGUUGGGGACAUUGCUAGUACUUCAAAGCCGGAACAGCAUCAAGAUGAUUGGGAACAGGCCAAAGCUUUUUGGCGUAGUCUUACAGCUGAGAAGAGGCUUCAACUUGAACGCGAGGCUAUGGAAGAGGCCGGAGUUCAGGGAGAUGAGGACGAGGUUGAACGUCCUGUUCGAAAGAACAGCGUCAAAAAGGCAGCUUCUCAAAAACGUUUAACGGCUGAAGCGCAACUCCGAACAUCAACGCAACAGGCUGAGCACUCCUUGUCUGCAAACUCCAUAAAAGUCUCUACAGAAAGGUCCAGGCCUAAGGCCACUCAGGAGCCCUCUAAUCAACCAGCGCCGUCUUCGCGAAUGCGCAUGUCUUUGCGUGAAGGAAAGCCUGCCCGUGCCUCAGAUGGCAUGCGAAAAACAAUGAGACCUCAAGCUGCGGGAGGAGCCAACCAGUCUUCCCGACUGACCACCCAGAAAGAAAAACCUACGCCUGCUUCUUCAAAACCGACGCAACAUGUGCAACAGAUUACUCCGGAAUUACGUAUUAACAGGACAAGCAGUUCAUUUCCUACUGACGAACACGCUUUACAACGUCGGGGGUCCGACGCCAGCGACAGCAGUUUCAAACGAAACCGCGCUACGCGGAGCAGCGGGUUCGGCCUCCGUAGUUCCAUGCGUCCAUCAUCUGCCAAUCCAGCUCAGGACAUAACUAGGGGUUCUGGGCGGUUCAGUCUACGAUCUCUCUCCCCAACUGGCUCUGCAUUCCGACAAAGCCUACCUACUAAGGCUACGGGCGGAGUAGCGACCCCUACAAUGCGACGCACACUACGAUCUAGUAGUGUGUCAAGUCAAGACAAAACCCGUCCAUCUAUUCAUUUUCCUUCGUUUGGUCGGCCAAACAAGAACCAUCCAACGAAGCCUUCCAAGAAAUCUAGCCGGUUUGGCGACUCGAGCGACGAGGAUGAAGGUGGGAUCGCCGGCUUCCGCAGCCGCUUUGAUGAUUCGAGCGACGACGAAAGUGUUCGUCCUCGUUCUUCAGAGCCAGGACCCCUGUCGAGAGGCACUCUUCGUGGAUCUGCUGCUGGCACAGCUGGCUUCAGGAAAUCUACGCCUGUACCAGAAGUAGACGAGGGUUCGCCGGCGUUACCUGAUAAUGAUGAGAAUAUGCCCAGCCCUAUGCGUACCCCAAGAAGCAAAGCUUCCGUCAGCAACAUAGGAUUAACACGUUCAAAUUCGGAAGCCCUGGGGACUACUACAUUAACACGAUCACGGUCUGGUCGUGGCGGAUUCGAUACUUCUAUAUCGACCCCUACUACACCAAAUAGAGAAAGACGAAGCUCCUUGAUGGGAAUAUUAAGACGUAACAAACGAGUCGAUUCGGCAAGUAAAAUUCAACGCUCCGGGCUCGUGGAGAGCGCGGCUAGGCGUGAUACUAGGUUGGAACGAAGUAAUGAGCAAUUGAAAGACCUCCGAAGCGAGAAUUCUUCCAACCUACGGCUCCAGAAGCGGUCUUCCGUGAGAAAUGACAGCUGGCCCUUGGGUGAGCCAGCUGGGAAUGAAGGCAUGAAACGAUCAGAUUCGGCCGGCAAUUUACUCAAUGGAAGCAGCACGGAUGGACCUGUUCAGAGGCCGGAGCUCAAUGGCAGACGAACUACGAGCCUGGGACUUCCCGCAGCAUACGAAAACGAAGGAGAUGACGUGAUUGACGAGACAGGACACAAGAAGAAAAAAAAAUUCGGGACACUGCGCCGGAUGUUCGGUCUAGACGAUUAGAAAGCGUUUACUGCCGAGAAGAAGCAGCGCAAGGUUUUAGUAAAAGGUGGGCGUCGGACCGCGUCGUUACGGCGCGUUGGCUAUCGCUAGGGAUCGCGACCCUUUAUUUGUUCACCAAGACUGCGGGAGUUUCGGAAAAGGGUAAAGGAUUCGGGAGCACAUCGAAAGGGCAUAAAUAAUUUCCAAGUUGAUACCCGUUACCCGUGCGAUUGGCAUAAGCUUGCAGGUAGACUUGGCCAGGCCACGAUAUUAAUAGGGCGAAUGGGUUUGUUUCUUUUGUAUAAGAAAAGGGGGGGGGGGAGCACACGCAUAUGCAGAGUUUCUUCGGAAAUCACGCUUGUCUAGCGGGGUCGAGAACUCUUCGCGGGAUUUAUUCUUUCUUUUUUUGUUUCUUUUUAAUUAUUUGCAAAUGUGGAAUGUGUGAUACUGGCUGGCACCAACAAGAGCUACUUGCAGAAAUGCGCAGACGGCUAGAGAACACGAAAACGUGCAAUGUAAGAAAAAAAAAACGAAAGGGGUUGGAAUUCAAUAUAUGUCUUAUCAGAUAAUGUAAUACAAGACUUCGCUUAGCAUCCAUAGUUACUAGCCCCCGACAGGGGGAAGGAGAGAAAUAAAGAUAAUGAUUUAUUUGACGCAAUUUUUCUCAGCGGGUCCUGGGGAAUAG